Nelumbo nucifera (sacred lotus) is the source of this 2835-nucleotide messenger RNA. Its product is annotated as P-loop NTPase domain-containing protein LPA1 homolog 2-like. The record is from RefSeq and is a predicted model, not a curated record. Lineage: Eukaryota; Viridiplantae; Streptophyta; Magnoliopsida; Proteales; Nelumbonaceae.
UUUGUUAAAGGUGUUGAAUUCAAUUAACCAUAUUUAGAGAGAAGCUGAGGCAGGAAGAAGAAGAGACAGAGACGAAGACAAGGAGAAGAGAGAGAGAGAGAGAGAGACUCGUGGAGCCUCGUUUUCUGUGAUGCCUGAAAUCAGUGACAGGCAAUGGCGAGAGCAUGUUCGGAGCUCUCCAAAUGGCAGAUCGAAGCUCUAGAAAACCCUAACUACAUUACAUGUCGUACGGUGUUCGCCCUUCAUCGUUCAAGAAUGCGAUUAAUUUAGAUUUCUAGGUUCUUUUUUAUAGGGAUUAUUUCUUUUCGUCAGAAUGCCGGAAGCGACUAAAUUGUUGUAUAUAGUCGUCUUGGACGACGGAGAGAAGAAAGAAGGAAGAGGAAACAACUCCUUCCGAUACACCAGACCCGUGCUACAGAGCACUCUGCAGCUCAUGGGAUGCAAAGCUCGACAUGCCUUUAAGAUUAGUAGGAGGGUUUUUGAAGUAAUGAGAAGCGAAUGUUCCGGUGAUGCUUUGUCUUCAGUGGGGAUGGAAAUUGCGGGCUUAGAUGUUUUGGAAGGUUAUUCUGAGAAGGAAAAUGGCCAGCGAGCAGGUGGUUUCUUGGAUAAAGGAACGGUUGACAACCAUUUGGUUUCUGAGAAAGAUGACGGAUAUAAUAGUAAACCAUUUGAGCUCUACAAAAGACAGACAACUCUUUUUGUUAAAAGAGAGACGUUCUUGAAUGUUGUUUGUGAUUCUCUCGCCCUAUACAAGUAUGUAGGUCCAAAUCAGAGGGCUGACUUGCUUUUGGCGUGCAGAAUCCGAGAAAGAAAGGAAUCUGUGACUGUGUUGUUGUGUGGGACAAGUGGGUGUGGCAAAUCUACCUUGUCUGCUUUGCUGGGUAGCAGGUUGGGCAUCACAACUGUAAUUUCUACAGAUUCAAUUAGGCACAUGAUGCGUAGCUUUGUUGAUGAAAAGCAAAACCCAUUACUCUGGGCAUCUACAUAUCAUGCUGGGGAGUUCCUGGAUCCAGUGGCAGUUGCAGUAGCAAAUAGCAAACGGAAAGCAAGGAAAUUAGCACAUGUUUCUUACUCACAGUCCAAGGAUGAAAUCUCUAAUGGAACUGGACCUGAUACCAGGACACCGGAUGUAGGUCCCAGUACUACUGAACUGAUUGGAACAAAACAAAUGGUGAUUGGGGGAUUUAAAGCACAAAGUGAGAUGGUAAUUGACAGUCUUGAUCGGUUGAUAACUGCAUGGGAAGAAAGAAAAGAAUCAGUAGUUGUUGAGGGUGUUCACUUAAGCCUCAACUUUGUGAUGGGGCUUAUGAAAAAGCAUCCUUCAAUAAUUCCAUUCAUGAUUUACAUCACAAAUGAGGAUAAACACUUGGAGAGAUUUGCAGUUCGUGCAAAGUACAUGACACUAGACCCAGCCAAAAAUAAAUAUGUGAAAUAUAUCCGCAAUAUCAGAACAAUACAAGAGUAUCUCUGCAACCGUGCCGAUAAGCAUCUGGUUCCCAAAAUAAACAAUACCAAUGUUGACAGGAGUGUUGCAGCCAUCCAUGCUACAGUCUUUAGCUGUCUUCGCAGACGUGAAGCAGGGGAGCAGUUGUAUGACUCUGCUACAAACACAGUUGCUGUGGUUCAAGAGGAGUACAGAAAUCAGUGUGCUGCCAACUCAUUAAGUUCCAAGGGGAUGUUUCAACUGAUCCAGAGAAUAGGGUCUUCUAGGCAUCUAAUGGCUCUUCUCAAUAUUGAUGGCUCUGUGGCGAAGGCUUGGCCUGUAGAUUCAAUUGUUGAUAGUGGCAAAUUGAUCACGUCCCCUGAGAAAGGCAUAGGAACUCCUAUGUAUGGACCCUUACAGAUUGAUAAGGCGGAACCAGUUAACCUUCAAUUUGGUAGCUUUGGAAUUAGUGCUUGGCCCAGUGAUAUAGGUGGUACAAGUCACACCGGAAGUGUUGAUGAAUCAAGGGCUGAUGAGACUGGGAGCAGAUAUCAUUCUUCAUGCUGCAGCUCUCCACGGAUAUCUGAUGGACCUGCCAAAGAGCUCAAAGAGGAACUUUCAGUUUCUGGUAGUGAUGAAGAAGCUGAUGAUCCAACUGAAGCGGGAAGUGAUGAAGAUCUAAGUGAUAUAGAUGACAAGCGAAUUGACGAAGAGAUGGAGGGUUCAGUAGAUGAGGAAUCAACAAAAUCUGAUGAGGAAUAUGAGGAUCUUGCCAUUCGAGAUGGGUUGGAGAAUGGAUACUGGUCGGAUGAUGAAGAUUCCAAUAGGAAACUUGUGCCUCCCCACAAGGACCUAACAACUGACGAGGGAGAAAGUCUAAGAGAAAAGUACAAGAAGAAUUUAGAUAUGUUCAUGAAAACCAGUAGUGAGGCGACGGCAGAGCCACCAUGCUCUUACUCCUCUAUUCUCGUGGAGAAAAACCAGAAGAGCCCACUGGCUGCUGGCAAUGCCAAAAUGAGAAAACGCUCACUCAGCAUUCCAGCUUUUGGAAAACAAGGAUCAUUGGUCAAUGGGCCCAUCCUCUCUGGAGCACGAUAGAUGUAGCGAAAUGCUUUUGUUUUUUCUUGUCUUUGUUUUUUAAUCUCUGAGGCUUUUGUAGAGAGCUCCCAGCUGGGUUAUCGAGGCAUCUUAGGUUUAUUGUUUUCUUUUUUCACGUUGUAAGUUCUAUUAUUUUCUAUUCUAUUUCUUUCUCUACUUGUAAAUAUAGUUCUGAUGUCCCAAGUAUGGACUUCGCCCUGUUUAUUAUCUCGUUUUAUUUUUAUUUUUUUUUUUUUUUCUAAUAACCCAGUGGGCUGGACUGGUAUUGUGUUGGUGAGAUAUUGUGUGCAAUUAUCAUGAACGAUGUUAACUAA